GGUGGAUCCUCGUCUUAAAGAGUCAACACCUCUCAUCACGAGUGUAGCGAGCAGCAGAGGGGCUUGAUCUCUAGACUGUACUUGACAGCACUCUUCCUCUACAUCUUAUUUGAUGCACUUGCGCCUCUGGAAACGACUUGAGAAAUGAAUGGCUACGGAUCGCCCUACCUCUACAUGGGGGGCCCGGUGUCCCAGCCAAGAGCGCCCCUCCAGAGGACCCCCAAGUGUGCCCGCUGCAGGAACCACGGGGUGCUCUCCUGGCUGAAGGGGCACAAGCGUUACUGCCGUUUUAAGGACUGCACCUGCGAGAAAUGUAUUCUGAUAAUCGAGCGACAGCGGGUCAUGGCGGCUCAGGUGGCGCUGAGGCGGCAGCAGGCGAACGAGAGUUUGGAGAGUUUGAUCCCGGAGUCUCUGAGAGCGCUGCCGGGCAUCACGGUGGGGAGCGCGGAGCGGAGCACGAACCCUCGGUCGAGCGACAUAGACCUGCGCUGGAGCUCGGAGACGGUGACCCCUAAACCACCACAAGACCUAAAUGAGGACCUGUCUGGUGAGCAGUCUGGUGGAGAGAACGGUGAUAGCGUCAGCGACAGAGAACCAGAAACAGCCAGCUCCCCUGAGGAGUCCAAACCUAACCUGUGUUGCACCCCUGACACCUCAGACCCAACUCCCCAGGUUGAGGAGCCUCGCUUUGGCCUGUCUAAAUCAUGCACCGACCCAGAAACCAAAGCUGACAACCCUAAAUACUCCCCUGAGCCCAACAUCCUCAUCGAAGGCCUCUCAGGCUCUGUAUCUCUCCCUUUCAGCCUGAGGGCCAACCGACCUCCCCUGGAGGUCCUGAAGAAGAUCUUCCCAGCCCACAAACCAGCAGUCCUGGAGCUCAUCCUGAAAGGCUGCGGUGGGGACCUGGUCGGAGCCAUCGAGAUCCUGCUCUCCAGCCGUUCUACGAUGAAACCAGAAAAGGUAUUGUCUGAGAACUCAGAUGCUCUGGUUCUCCCUUCAAAUGGCCAUCUCUUUGAGCACCCGCUGAGUACGUACCCAUCUUCCAAGUGGUCGGUCGGUUCGGCCUUCCGUGUCCCCGAUUCCCUGCGUUUCUCCACAGAGCCUUCUGCUGGAGUUGUACAAGGCCCUCUUAGCAUGCCGCUCCAGCACGGCUUUCCCCAGCCACCUCGAUACCCCCUCAUGCUGAGAAAUUCAUUGAGCCGUGGCCAAGCCGGGCCCUUCAUGCACAACGAUGUGACUCUGUGGAAUACCAUGACAUUACAGCAGCAGUAUCAGCUGCGCUCGCAAUACAUCCCUCCGUUCUCAGGCCCCUCAGCCGGAGUGAUCCGCAGCUCACCGCUCCUCACCAGCAGGCCCACCGAGGAGCAUCGAAUCAGCAUCCAGGAGGACAGCUGUCCUGUCAUAGCCAAACAGAGCAUGUUUGCUGCAGAUGAGGAGUAUGAUGAAAGAUCUGACUCCUCAGACUCCAGGAUCCUGAACACUUCCUCCUAACUCCUCAGCGGUUUCAAUAGGUGGAUGGAAAAAAGCACUGAAAUAUGUUUCAAAUGGGUUCUUAAAAUGAUUAAAAAAGAGACACUGCUCAUCUAGGAGCACCUUGAAAAAACAUACAGUGCAUUACUUGAGGUAUUGUAUUUCUAACAGAUUUGAGGUUGUUGUGCCAACUUAAUCAUGUGUGGAAUAACAUUAGCUUUAAUUUUAGGGGGUGGGGGGAAAUUAAGGUACUGUUAUUUGACCAAAAAAGUCUGAAUAACUUAAUAUAUUUGAGCACAGUGAUCACCAUUUCCACUUUGCAUGAAAUGAACCAUGGAUAACAGUU
This is a messenger RNA of Carassius gibelio (silver crucian carp), 1816 nucleotides long. It is a transcript of the gene dmrt3a, whose product is annotated as doublesex and mab-3 related transcription factor 3a. Gene Ontology annotation, biological process: male sex differentiation; regulation of transcription by RNA polymerase II. The record is from RefSeq and is a predicted model, not a curated record. Gene Ontology annotation, molecular function: protein binding; DNA-binding transcription factor activity, RNA polymerase II-specific; RNA polymerase II cis-regulatory region sequence-specific DNA binding. Gene Ontology annotation, cellular component: nucleus. Bases 145 to 1491 code for a protein of 448 amino acids. The transcript has 2 exons. NCBI's taxonomy places the organism in Eukaryota, Metazoa, Chordata, Actinopteri, Cypriniformes, Cyprinidae.